Fragaria vesca subsp. vesca is the source of this 1164-nucleotide messenger RNA. RefSeq lists its product as uncharacterized. The transcript is spliced from 6 exons. The record is from RefSeq and is a predicted model, not a curated record. The coding region runs from base 1 to 1020 and encodes 339 amino acids. Lineage: Eukaryota; Viridiplantae; Streptophyta; Magnoliopsida; Rosales; Rosaceae.
AUGGCAGAGAACUAUGAGGCUGAUGUGCAGGAACUGGUCAAGGAGGAUUUUCUACCCUAUGACGGCAACCGUUCAGCUCUGGUGGAGCGUUUUCGCCUGGCCAUCAUGGCUAAUGAUUUGGGAGCUGUGAAAGAAUGUGUGGCUAUUGCUGAGAGAUUUAGUCCGGAAUAUGGCAAAAAGGUUCUCCUCAAUGCUACUGACCGAGAAGGGUGGACGCCACUCUUCACUGCUCUCCAACACGAUGCCAAAGAAUGCUUCCAUUACCUGUUCGAAAAUGGUUCCGGAACCAUAAGGGCCAGUGAACCAAGAGGUGAUAUGCACGCACUGACCUAUGCUUUGGAUGUUGAGAGUGGCAAGGUCAAUUGGGGUCCAAAAGUGCAGUCAUUGCCCAACCUGAUCCUUCAACUUGGGGAAAAGAGGUAUGGGGGUAGCCCAAUCAUGCGGCUCUUCCAGCAGAACAGAUAUCUUUCUACAUGGUGCGCUAAAGUAUUGAUUCGUGGAGAGGAGGGAAGGUGUUCCCAAGAUGUGAUUGGUUUUGGAAUAGUGCUGAGACUUAAUGAAGAAACGGAGGCUAACUACAAAUUGGAUUUGGGUGAAAUUCAUGAAACUGUGUGCCAACAAUUUACUAAUGCAGCUCCACAAGCAAUUGAUUUGACUGAUCCCUCUACUGAGCCAACAAAAAUGCCUGAACCAACAAAAAUGCUUAUAUGCCAAGCACUGUUGAUUCAAGGUGGAGAAGUAAAAACAAAACAAAAAAACAAUACAGGGGGUGAGGCUGCUGCUGGGAGUGAGAAGUUGAAGCUUGAGAUGAUGCAGAGUGAUCUAGUGGAGAAGCACUGCUGUUUUGGGUGCAGAGAGAUUCAAAAGUCCAAGUCAUUCUUGUGGGAGAACAAACCUUGCUCUCACGUCCUGUGGUGCGCAGAUUGCAAGGAGUGCCUAAUGAAGAUAACUGAGGGACCUGGGCAUCCCUGCGUCCUUUGUGGUGCGACGGUUAUUUCCAUAUUACCUGUGCUCAUGUGAUCGAUGAAGAUAUAUUUUGGGGUGCCAAUGGCUAAGGAAUCUGUGUUAUCAUUUGCAUCUUCCUAGUUGACUUGUGUUUCAAGUACUUUGAGAAUUUGGUGCAAUUGUCUCUUAUUUGGACACCAGUUUAUGUCUUCCUAGUUG